CAGAGCUAUUUUGAAUGGGUACUGCAUUUCUUAGAACCUGAGUUCGAUAGCAGAAAAGAGAUCUAAAAUGAAGUCUUUUGUGGCCAUUUUCCUGUUUGCCUUCAUGGCUAGCCUUCGUGCAGACGAUUUUGAAGAGUUAUUAUUGGCUGACGACGAUGAGGGCGGAGUUCCCGACAGACAUCCUUAUGUGCAAUGCAAAAUCGACCUAUAUGACUGCUUUAAAGCUGGAAUUCUCAGCAAGAAGGAAUGUAUGUUGAAGUACAAGUCUUGCAUGGCUGUGUUGAUACCAACCUUACCGCCAAUUGUUACAACUUGCAACAACAAGCUGUACGACUGCAUUAAAGCUGGUAAAGGGAAGUUGGAAUGUAUGAAGGAGUACUCGUCCUGCAUGUCUGCGAUUAUACCAUCUCUACCACCAUUCGUGACAGCCUGCAACAACAACUUAAAACAGUGUCUCAAAGAGCAGAGUUUUCUAGCUGGCAAAGCACAGUGUUUCGUUGACUAUGGGAAAUGCCUCAUAAACAAAGGGUCAGUGACCGAAGCUUUAAUGGAUGCCAGUAACGACGGGGAACCUGGUAGACACCCUUAUGUGCAAUGUAAAAUCGACCUGUAUGACUGCAUGAGACUUGGUGUCAAAGGGAAGCUUGAGUGUAUGAAGGAAUACAAAGACUGUAUGGCUGUGCUGAUACCAACAAUACCACCAUUUGUCAUAACUUGCAAGAAUAACUUAGCACAGUGCCUGAACGAGUCGAAAGGAUUGAAAGAAAAGGCCCAGUGUUUCCUUGACUUUGGCAAAUGUCUGAAAAACAAGGGACCGGCUUUUGCAUUGGAUGCGAUCGAAGACAUGGGACAAGUACAGGAUGAAAACGGAUAUAUACAAUGUGCGAAGGACUUCUACCAAUGCUUCAAGGACAAAAAGGACGCGAAGACAUGUGCAGCUGAAUACAAGGCUUGUGUGGAGGCACUGAUUCCCGACUAUGUGAAGCAGUGCUACGCGAAAGGUAAAGAGUGUUAUACAAGUGCAACCACUGUGAAAGAAAAGUAUGAGUGCGCUAAAGAACUGGGCACCUGCCUUAAAAAUGGCGCUUCCAGCUAAGCUACUACACGAACCCUGAAAGUUUGAACCAGCACUGGAUGGAUACAUAAUGAAAGGGAAAAGCUAGUAGUUUGACAGUAAAAAAAAGAAUAGAAUAAAAAGAACAUUAAAUAAUA
Orbicella faveolata is the source of this 1212-nucleotide messenger RNA. RefSeq lists its product as uncharacterized. Lineage: Eukaryota; Metazoa; Cnidaria; Anthozoa; Scleractinia; Merulinidae. The record is from RefSeq and is a predicted model, not a curated record.